Betta splendens (Siamese fighting fish) is the source of this 3118-nucleotide messenger RNA. Its product is annotated as G-protein-signaling modulator 2-like. The record is from RefSeq and is a predicted model, not a curated record. The transcript is spliced from 15 exons. Gene Ontology annotation, molecular function: protein binding; GTPase regulator activity. Bases 184 to 2271 code for a protein of 695 amino acids. NCBI's taxonomy places the organism in Eukaryota, Metazoa, Chordata, Actinopteri, Anabantiformes, Osphronemidae.
AAACGUCUCCUUUAAAGCUCCCUUAAAAUGUUUUGUUUUCUUUCUGUUUCAGUCACACGCGUGCACGUAGGGGCGUCAACAUUUCCGAAGACUCGUGAAGGCAGCAGCGGUUCAAUCCCAACUGGAGUGAAGACGUUCAGCGCGAGCCGAGGAGUGGCUCCAGCCCGAGUCAACCUUUGACGGAUGGACGAGAUGGAAGCAUCAUGUUUGGACUUGGCUCUGGAAGGCGAGCGUCUCUGUAAGGCUGGUGACUAUCAUGCUGGUGUCUCUUUCCUUGAGUCCGCCAUUCAAGUUGGAACAGAGGAUCUCCAGAUCCUCAGUGCCAUCUACAGCCAGCUGGGAAAUGCCUAUUUCCACCUUCAGGAGUAUAACAAAGCCCUGGAGUACCAUCGACAUGACCUGACCCUUACCAGAACAAUCGGAGAUGAACUGGGUGAGGCCAAAGCCAGUGGCAAUCUUGGGAACACAUUAAAACUUUUAGGACGCUAUGAUGAAGCUGUGGUUUGUUGCCAGAGACAUUUGGAUAUUACAAGAGCUAUAUAUGAUAAGGUUGGGCAGGCUCGGGCACUGUAUAAUUUCGGGAAUGUUUACCAUGCCAAGGGCAAGAGCAUCUGCUGGACUGGAGCAGAGCCAGGAGAGUUCCCUGAGGAUGCCAGGAUAGCCUUGAGGAAAGCUGCUCAGUACUAUGAAGCAAACCUGUGUCUGGUGAAGGAUUUAGGAGAUCGGGCAGCCCAGGGUCGGACCUAUGGCAACCUUGGUAACACUUACUACUUGCUGGGUGACUUUGAACCCGCAGUAGCUGCUCAUGAUAAGCGUCUUCUCAUUGCUAAAGAGUUUGGGGAUAAGUCCGCUGAGAGGAGGGCACACUGUAAUCUUGGCAAUGCUCACAUAUUCCUCAGCCAGUUUGACGUGGCAGCUGGUCAUUACAAGAGGACUCUGCAGCUGGCCAGACUUUUGAAGGACAGAGCAGUGGAAGCCCAAGCCUGUUACAGUCUUGGUAACACCUACACACUUCUGCAGGACUAUGAGAGAGCCAUUGAUUAUCACCUCAAACAUCUGGUCAUCGCUCAGGACCUCAAUGACCGGGUUGGUGAAGGAAGAGCAUACUGGAGUCUAGGAAAUGCCCAUACUGCCCUGGGGAAUCAUGAGCAAGCCAUGUACUUUGCUGAGAGACAUUUGGAAAUUGCCAAAGAGACUGGAGACAAAAGUGGCGAGGUCACAGCCAGAAUGAACUUGUCAGACCUACGACUGGUGGUGGGCCUGAAAUCCAACUCCAACAUCUACCCUAACAUCUUUCGCAACACAAACACUAAUAGCUCACCUCUGCCAGGGACCUACCAGGGUUAUACCAAUUUCUCAGGAGUCAAGACUACAUUAAGAUGGAAAAGCAGUGCAGAAAAACUAGAACCGAGUAAGAAUCCUGAAAAAAAUCAACCUGAAGAAUCUUCAGCACAUCCAGACUGGGGAGGGGAUGUAUUCCCUGAGUCUUCUAAGAACAACACAAUCAAAGCUUCUACUAAGCUGUUCCUCUUCCAUCGGCUAAAAAGCAAAAAGCAGAAGAACAACAAGUCCUCUCUUAAAGAUCAGCAUGAAAACCACACAGAGCUCCCAACUGCUGGGUUGGAUAGCCCAGUGUCUUCUAAGACUGUACCACAGGACACUGUAGGAGAGGACAACUUUUUCGACCUCCUGUCUCGUUUCCAAGGCAGUAGGAUGGACGACCAAAGGUGCUCCCUACAGCAUGGUCAUAGCCAUGUCCCUGACAAAUCCUCUCCCUCCUCAACCCCACCUGUAGCUGAAAAGAAAUCCCUUGUGGAGUGCGAAGUACCAUCCCAGGAUCAUGGUCAUUUCCUGGAGCUGCUGGCCAGCUCCCAGGCCCGUCGCCUGGACGACCAACGAGUCAGCCUGAACCAUUUUCCUGGCUUACGUCUCAGCACCUCCAACCCGCUUCAUACACCCUCCACCUCCAGCCCCGAUCAAGUUCCCACAAAAGCCCCCAGUGCAGAUACACAUCACACACCCUCCCUAUACAAGCGCCUCGAAGCAAGCGCUGAGCAGCCAGAGGGGGAUGAGGUCUUCUUUGACAUGCUAGUUAAGUGCCAGGGCUCCAGACUUAAUGACCAGAGAUGUGCUGCUCCAUCCUUAACAACAAAGGGACCAACCGUUCCAGAUGAAGAUUUUUUAAGUCUCAUUUUGCGUUCCCAAUCCAACAGGAUGGAGGAGCAGCGAGUGUUGAUGCCAAGUGGAGCUGCUCAAACCAAACCAGACUGACUAUGCAGAACAUCAUUUGGUCAUUUUGGCACCAAAUAAACUAACAGAGGUUUCCUGUCCCUUAAAGGGAUCUUUUUAGGCCACAUGAUCUUGGAUUCCUGCCAUAUGCGUGAUUAUUGUGAGGCAGCCAUAAAUACAAAAGAUGCUAUAAGGAACUGACGUCUCAAAGCCGGACAGUGACUGUACCUUCUGAAGACAUAAAGAAUUGUAUUCAUUGUAUUCAGCUUGUUGCCUGAGUCUCAGGGUACGCUACACUUGUUGUAGUGCCCCCUGCUGCCUAUUUUUAUCAGAGACCUCAAUAUCAGUGGCGUUCGCCUAUCUGAGCUGAGUUUUAGUUAUUGCUUGAACAUGCAAACUUAUGGGGCAAAGAGAUGGACAAACAUUCAAGUCUCAUAUUACAGGUUCUAAAUUAAGUAAACUGGAACACCACAUGACUUGUUUUGCUAAUAUAUAACUUUAAAUAUUUGACUGGGGCAUUUGUGUCUGGAUUUAUCCCAGACUCCUUGAACUAAAUCUCAUCAAUGGAUAAAACACAAAAACUCUGAAGGAAGAUUUAUUUUUUUUUUUGCUUCAUAAAUGGACUGUUACACCUUUUUACAAGAUUUUACUAUUGAGGUUUGAAAAUGAUUAUAUUAUAUUCUCCUGGUGUGGAGAAAUAAAAGCUUUAACUUGUACUGUAGUUCAUUGUCUCUAAUAUAAGACAUGGUCCUCACAGGUGACAAGCAUAAACACUAUAGUUUUACAUGUAAAGUCAAAUGUAUACACUUUCUAUUCUAAAUAAUAUAAAAUCUGGAGAUGUUUUAAAGAAAACGUCCUUCUUUCUAAAUCCUUCCUGAGGAUAACUUAA